AUGACUUCCCUACUACAGGGAACCGAUAUAGGACAAGUAUCAGACUGGUUCGAAGAGCGCCCGACCAACAAGGCCAAUCGCCAGAAGCUCGCCCAGGCGAUACGCGAUAGAGUUUUCUUCUCCGGCGUCGACUGGGCUAAACUUCCUGGUAGCAUAGAGGUUGGCAGGGAAGUUCGGAUGCUAGAUUACGCAUGUGGACCUGGAUUUCUCAGCAACAUCUUCGGGCCGUACGUGUCUUCAAUCCAUGCAGUCGAUGCGUCUUCUGCCAUGAUUGAGAGGUACAGAAACAAUAUGAACGAGUUCGGUCCUGGCCACGGAAAGGUUGCGGCCAUUGUCGGAAACUUGUUGUCGAAGCCACCUGAACCCGCUCUUUUGGCUGAUGAAGAGUAUCACAAUUUUGAUCUCAUCACAGUCGGGUCAGCUCUGCACCACUUUCCAUGUGCAGAAGAUGCUGUUCGGCUUUUGGGUGGGCGGUUGAAGCCUGGUGGGGUGUUGUUCGUCCAGGAUUUGUAUAGCCAUGUGAGCAGCGAAGCUGUUCAGCAGUCAGGCCAAGUCAACCCCCCGCAAUACAAAGAGGGCGACAUGAAGAAGCACAUGGAAAAGGCUGGGCUGGGCGAUUUCAAAUUUGAGAUUUUACAGGAAAAUCUCAAGAUUGAGCUGCCGAGCGAAGAGAUGUGCCAGGUGCAGUGUUUCAUUGCCAGGGCAGCGAGGCCGUUGAGCUAUCAGGGUCAUGACGCAGGACUGCCCGCACCAUCGAAGCCCAGCCCACGAAAGCUCUUUGACGCUUUCACACCUAAACGGACCUACACCCCUACCCACACUGAAGACGCGAUACCACUCGCGAUCGACAGUGAAGCCCGACAGAAGACCCUCGCACCCGCCUCAUUCAUAGCAGACGCGUCUGCCCCGCCUGCUCCAGGGACGCCGCCUCCCCCACAUUAG
Alternaria burnsii is the source of this 942-nucleotide messenger RNA. RefSeq lists its product as uncharacterized. Bases 1 to 942 code for a protein of 313 amino acids. The record is from RefSeq and is a predicted model, not a curated record. The transcript has 4 exons. Lineage: Eukaryota; Fungi; Ascomycota; Dothideomycetes; Pleosporales; Pleosporaceae.